Messenger RNA from Folsomia candida, 2723 nucleotides. Its product is annotated as oxygen-dependent choline dehydrogenase-like. The record is from RefSeq and is a predicted model, not a curated record. The coding region runs from base 679 to 2493 and encodes 604 amino acids. Lineage: Eukaryota; Metazoa; Arthropoda; Collembola; Entomobryomorpha; Isotomidae. The transcript has 8 exons. Gene Ontology annotation, molecular function: oxidoreductase activity, acting on CH-OH group of donors; flavin adenine dinucleotide binding.
UUGAGACUAUGUACAUAGAAUUAUUUACUUAUUUAUCAUACUAAAUAAAUUCAAAUAAAACUGUAGAGGUAAUACAGAAAUAAGUAACAUAAUUUUUGCACGCGACAUUCUUAUAAGUUUUUGGAAGUUGAACAUACAUACAUAAAUAAAUCAAACUACAUUUACAGUUACUUUACAUAAUAAUAUACUGAAUUUUUAAUUUACGGUGAUUUAUGUAUGUAUGUAUAUACACAUAUCACACUCAUGGGUUGGUUUAUAAAGUACAUAGAUUUACUGGUAAGCAAUAAGCAUACACGUAAAACAGUUCUACUUAUAAAUAUAUUUACGUUUGUAAUGUGCUGAUCCAUCAUAAACCCAUUAUGCUCUAUUAAGUAUUUCUGUAAGCACAGUGCACCUUGGAAAUGUUGGAGUUUCAUACACUAAUAGGUGAGAGUGAAAGGUUUACAAAAAUUCUUGAAGCGUUUGUACUGUAGAAAACACACCCUAUUACGACCAAAACGUGUCAUCAGGCUAAUAUGAGGCAUUGAGCCCAAUUUUAGAAAGUACUUCUUAUAAAUCCUGAGAAGGCGGAAUCCCUCAGUUACAAUCUUUCUUUACCAAGAGGAAGUCCUAUCAAGCCAACAGCUUCCAGGGAAUGCAUAAGUUUCGACUCGAUUACAAGAUUUAUAUAAGUUAGUCAUGAAUUUGACAUUUUUUAUAACUGCGUCGAUCGCCCUCACAAUUCAGAAAUAUGCGGAUAAAUAUCGGGAAGAGGAUUUGAGCAAGACCCUGGCAGAUUUAGAAUCGGAUAGAAGCCUUCCUAGAAUUAAGACUUACGACUUUAUUAUCGUUGGAGGCGGAGAAGCAGGAUGUUUGUUGGCUGGGAGGUUAUCGGAACAUUUUAGCGUUCUCCUACUUGAAUCUGGUGGGAGCCCUGUACCAGCGACGUAUAAUCCCUACUUGGAUCUUCAAGUAGCCGCCCAUCCCGCCAUUAACUUUAUGUAUCCUUCGGUUAGGCAGGAGAAUUUUGCAGGAGAAAAUGGAGGGUUUAUCACCGUUCCUACUGGGCGAAUGCUGGGUGGAUCCGGAUCUCAUAAUGCGUUCGUUUACAAUCGCGGCUCUCCUUUGGAUUACGACCAUUUUGCAAAUUUAACUGGCGACGAGUCUUGGUCUUAUCGGGAAAUGUUGCAACACUUUAAAUCCUUUGAAAGUUUUCAUGGAAAACUCAUUCACGAAGAGGAAAGAGCGCAAUAUUACGGUACAACUGGUCCUCUGUUUACGGAGACGGAUUGGCCACCAUUGGUUGAUGGCUGGCUACGUUCCGGGGAAGAAUUAGGGUUUCAGAUUGGUGACUCGAAUGGCUUUCUGGAGGAUGGAUUUUCUCCGGAGGUGAAAUUAGUCAAAAACGGGGAGCGAGUCAGCAGUUUCACCGCUUUCGUCAAACCAUUCGAAUCUACCAGAACUUUAUUAAAAGUCCUUCGAUAUUCUGAUGUGCAAACGGUUCUUAUCGACGCUCACAAAAGAGCUUACGGCGUCACCUAUUUUCGUCACGGGAUUCCCCAAAUUGCUCACGCCUCUAAGGAAGUUAUCAUCUCUGCCGGGACAUUUUCCUCCCCGCUACUCCUCAUCAGGUCUGGAAUAGGACCGAGAGAAGUCCUAACAAAAGCUGGCAUACCGGUGACACAAGAUUUGGCAGGAGUUGGACAAAAUUUUCGAAACCAUCCCACAAUUCGACUUAGUUUCAACAUUGGACGCCCGGACUGGACCUUGUUUUCUUUGCUGGGAGAAUCCCAAGUGGAGAAAGAGCUCACCCUUUACCAAAACGGAGACGAACGUAAAGGAUUCUUCACCGAGAUGGAUUUCUCACCGCAAGCAUUUCUUGUGUCAAAGGUGGCAAAAUCUCGAGGGGAGAUCACCUGGCCAGAUAUCAGGAUAAUGUUGAAUCAACAUCCAGCCAUGGUUGGAAACGAGUGGACUGUCACUAUGGGGGUUGUUCUGACAAGGCCCAUGUCCGUUGGUAGGAUUGGCUUCAAUGUGACUGAAUACUUAUCUUCAGGUGGUGAUUCCGCAGCUGGCGAUGUGAAAAUGGCAGUUGUUGACCAUCGUCAAUUGUCACGGGAAGAAGAUAUUGAAGCAAUAAUGGAGGGGCUCCGGCUGGGGUUGAAGGUCAUGGAAGAUACGAGCACGUUCAAAGCCAUGAACGUACGCUGGAGAUCAGAGGAUUCUCCAGUAGCAUGUGCGGGUUUGCCCCUUCGAUCAGACGCGUACUGGCGAUGCUACAUAAAACAAAGGGGAGGAUUGACGCAUCAUUUUUCAGGAACCUGCAAAAUGGGCCGGAAUUCUGAUCCGCUCGCCGUGGUGGACUCGAACCUUAGGGUGCGUGGAAUUCAAAAUUUGCGAGUGGCUGAUGCCAGUAUCCUUCCCCAACCAAAUGAUGCCACCAUUGUCGCACAAGUGAUGGUUACUGCAGAGAAAUUGGCGCGAGACCUACUAAGAGUGCAUCAUCGUCGCUGAAAACACAUAUAACUUUAAUUAAGUUGCGUCGUCGAAAUAAACACUUAAAAAGAUAGAAAGCCAAAUAUAAUUAUUAUGUAGAUUAAUUAUUAAUUCAUUUACGAUUCUGCAAUUACAUCCAUAAAAUGCAGCACUUUCAAUCAGUACAAUUAUCAUACAAGUAGUUCACCAUAAACAUUGAUUAUGCAAAUAAAUAUCUUUUUGAUAUUUUUGCAAGUCAUUCCCAACAC